GUCGUCACCACUACUCCGCCAUCAAGCCCCCGAGUCCCUUCACCAAAAAGGGCAAGGGUUGAAAAGAUUGUUGAUCCUGCCCCUCAGUUGGGCAGUUCGUCGACUCUGCUCUUAGAUGAUCCUAUGAUCAAGGAUCUUCUCCGCAUCGGGUCCCAAUUUAUUGGGUACCGUGAAUAUGCCGCCAGAGCCGAAGAAAAACUCUCAGAGGCCAACGAACGUGUCGACGCACUUGCUCAAAAACUCGAGCAAAGUGAGGCGGCUCGCAAGAAAGCUGAACUUGCUGCUAGCAAAGCCAAGGCCGAGGUUGAUGAAGCCAAGGUGAAAGCUGCUAGUGUCGAGGAACUGCAGAGAAGGCUCAAAGAUGCCGAAUCUGCCUUAGAUGAGCAGAAAACUGCACAAACUGUGCGUGAACAAGAGAUCAUCAAGCGUCUGAAGUCGCAAAAAACAUCUCAUAUGGAAGGUGAUCGCGCUUCAUAUGUAGAAGCCAUGAGAAGCCCUGACUCAUCAAAGUGGGUGGAGGCCGUGGAAGACAAAAUAAAAUCUGUAAGUGCCAACGAUGUUUGGGACAUAGAAAAUAAUCCUGAAGGAGCCAAAACAGUAGGCUGCAAAUGGGUCUAUAAUAUCAAAUAUGACUCCAAUGGGAAUGUAGAAAAGUACAAAGCAUGA
Messenger RNA from Lolium perenne, 666 nucleotides. Lineage: Eukaryota; Viridiplantae; Streptophyta; Magnoliopsida; Poales; Poaceae. The record is from RefSeq and is a predicted model, not a curated record.